Messenger RNA from Nerophis lumbriciformis (worm pipefish), 2715 nucleotides. Lineage: Eukaryota; Metazoa; Chordata; Actinopteri; Syngnathiformes; Syngnathidae. The record is from RefSeq and is a predicted model, not a curated record.
AGAGACAGGAUUUAACAAGUCGGCGAGUUGUUUCCAUGUGAAAAAACAACACAGUUGCACCAUGAGACUGACCUGUUUCUGCGGCGCCUUGCUGCUCCUCGUCGUCCUUCCUGCUGGUUGCCAGGGAGGCAACAUCUUGGUCUUUCCGAUCGAGGGCAGCCACUGGGUGAACAUGGACAUCCUCAUCCGAGAGCUGCACUCGCGGGGGCACAAUGUGACCAUCGUGCGUCCCCUUAAGACAUGGUACAUCAAGGACAACGCCUCCUAUUACCACACUGUCACCGUCCCAGUAGAAAAGACCUUGGACAAAGAGUUCAUCACUAGCAUGAUUGUUGAGGUAAUGGAGUACGAGAGGGGGUCCUUACCCCUGACAACUUUUCUACACUUAAGCGUUGGCAUGUUCGGAAUUUUCCUUGAAGCUCACAAUUCUGUGGGUGAAUUUACCACAGCGAUGCUGGAUGACAACGACCUGAUGAGUAGAUUAAGAGACAGCAAGUUUGACCUAGUGCUCACUGACCCCUGCUGGGGUGGAGGUGUCAUUGUGGCCAAAUAUUUGAAUCUUCCUCUCGUGUACAACGUUCGCUGGAUAAUCGCUACUGAAGGUCAUUUUGCCAUCGCUCCUUCGCCACUAUCUUACAUUCCUAUUACGGGAACGGGAAACACCAACAAGAUGAGCUUUUUUCAAAGAGUCAAAAAUGUGAUUGUGUUUUGGAUUGGCUACACACAACAUAACUUGGUGAUUAAGUACAUUUACCAGAAAAUAUGCGACAAAUUUCUGGGGCCGGAUAACGAUAUGCACCAUUUACUGCAAUCUGCAGACCUUUGGCUCAUGAGAGUGGACUUUGUGUUCGAGUUUCCUCGCCCCACCAUGCCCAACGUCAUCUACAUAGGGGGAUUCCAGUGUCAACCUGCCGAACCUCUACCAGACCACCUGGAGGAGUUCAUGCAAAGUUCUGGAGAACAUGGAGUCAUCCUCAUGUCUCUUGGUACUUUUGUGAGCGAACUUCCUGCAGACUUAACCGAAGAGAUAGCGACAGCAUUUGCCAACCUGCCUCAGAAGGUCAUCUGGAGAUAUAAAGGUGCUAAACCUUCAACUCUUGGCAACAACACUAUCCUGGUGGACUGGAUGCCACAGAACGACCUCCUUGGACAUCCUAAGAUGAAACUCUUUGUGGCUCACGGCGGGACAAACGGUGUCCAGGAAGCUAUGUAUCACGGAGUGCCCGUUGUGGGAAUACCUUUGUUUUUCGACCAGUAUGACAACUUGCUGCGUCUCUCAGAAAGAGGAGCAGCCAUCAUACUCCAGUUAUCCUCAGUGGACAAAGACAACAACUUCCUGGAGGCCAUGCAGGAAGUUCUUACAAAUUCGUCUUACAGGACGAACAUGCAGAGACUCUCCAGGCUGCACAGAGAUCAGCCCAUUGCACCGCUCGACAACGCCAUCUUCUGGAUCGAGUUUGUCAUGAGACACAAAGGUGCAGCUCACCUGAGGACCGAAUCCUACAAGAUGCCCUGGUACACCUACUACUCUGUGGACGUGUGUCUGUUCCUAGCUGGAGUUGUCUUAGCAGUAUUGAUCAUGUUUUGGAUCACAAUCAAGUGUUUAUAUUCUGCUUUGUGUCGAAAGAAAGUCAAACGCGAGUAAUCAAUCCGUAAAGUCUGUGUUUAAAAUGUUCACACGCACCUGAAAGUCUACAAAUCAGUUGUACUCUCAAGGCCAUGACAAAAAUGACAUGUUCUGGAGCCAUAGCGUCCAGAUGACCAAAAUCUUUAUGUACUAUUUUGCUCCUGAACACAAAUCUGGCGGUCAUUUCCCAUAAUAUCAAUUAGUUUUUGUGUAAUCUGUAGAUAACUAACUGCACUUUGAAUACCCCCUUCCAUUACUUCAAACCUGAUACAGUUAACAUUAUGAGUAAAAAAAUAAAUAUAAAAGAAUACCAAUUUUCGGACUUCGUUGCUCUUCCAUAGACACCAUAGUCUGUGUUUCCUUGUGGUCUUUCAGCAUUUUCUUCUAGCAUCUUGAGGAAAACAUCAGUAGAAGAGUACUCAAAAAAUAGAAUACUAGCGGCUCACCUUUUUAUCUCAAUUUGAGCGCUGAGUCUGCUCUUUUUUUUAAUUUUUCUGAAGGUUCGGACUCAGUCUUUCUUCCCUCAAGGGUGUUGUUGAUUUUUCUGAUUGCAUUUGGCUUGAGUCUUUUAAAUCGUAUGCAUUUAAAAUCCGACCAAAACACUUAUUUUCACUUUUUAAUUUUUUUUAAGUCAAAAUCAUCAAAAUGUUUGCUGUAAAUUAGACUCAUCUCGCUUUGUACGUCAAUUAGACUGAAAAGGUCCAUACUUUCCUCAUAUUCCCAUCAUGCAGGCUGACCCCUUCUUCAGUUGUAGUGCUACAACCUGCAACAACGCAUCUGUUGGACAUAUUUGAUAAUUUCUUCAAAUUCUGCGGAAAUAUAACACGUUUCAGGAUGAAGAUGCUACCAAAACAGGCCUACCCACAUUUUGGAGCUAAAAGUGUGCGUUCUAAAAUGUGCUGAAACUCGUUAACAAGCCUAGAAUCACGACUGUGUCAAUUUUGGGGGGAAUUUUACUUUCAUUCAUAAUUUUUUGGUCCAGACCUGUGAAAUAAGUACCAAUGUUGUCAGCAUUACAGGGCCCUUAGAGUUGUUUUCUAAGAUGCAAUAUAUAUAUAUAUAUAUAUUUUUUUUUUUUUUUAAUAUUU